CUAGAUAUCCUUUACUGAAGCAGCAGCAAUGCACUACUGGGAGCUAGCUGAGCACAUAAGACACGGCCAGAGCACGGAGAGAUAUCAGGUAUUGAUGUAACUGGAGUGAAUAAGGGAACCUUCUUCCUGAGCAUAUACAUUGGAGCCUGUUAUCAGCAUGAACUCAUAUGUGUUAGACAAACACCUGAAUAGUUCAUAUCCAUCCUUCACUACAGGAAGCAUCAGAAUUAUACCGCAAACUCUAAAAGUCUUAGACACCAAUGACUAUUCACAAACAUUGGGGAUAUCACAGCAGAUAUUUAAAGGAGAUGGUGAAUUGGCAGAAACUGGACAGCAAUCAUUAUGUACAGACAGUAAUUUAGUCAUCAAACAAGAGGACAACAGUUAUGCCUUAACUAGUGAAAUUAUUACCCCAGAGGAUAAACCACACACAUUUACUGAGUUUUCAAAACAUAUUAAAGUAGAGGAAAGUCUACAGUCUAGCCAAAUAAUUCAUACAAAGGAGAAAUGUUUCAAAUCUAAAGAAUGUGAGAAAAGCUUUAGACGGAAGUCUAUUCUACUAGAGCACUACAACAUUCACACAGGUGAGAAACCACACACAUUUACUGAGUGCGGCAAAUGUUUUUCACGAAUAGAUCAUCUGAAAAGUCAUAUAAAGAUUCACACAGGAGAAAAGCCUUUCACAUGUACAGAGUGUGGAAAAAGUUUUACACAAAAGAGUAAUCUGAAAACUCAUGAAAGGAUUCACACAGGAGAAAAGCCUUUCACGUGUAAAGAGUGUGGAAAAAGUUUUACAGUAAAGAGUAAUCUGAAAAUGCAUAAAAGGAUUCACACAGGGGAAAAUCCUUUCACAUGUACAGAGUGUGGAAAAUGUUUUAAACAAAAGAAUGUUCUCAAAUAUCAUGAAAGGGUUCACACAGGAGAAAAGCCUUUCACAUGUACAGAGUGUGGAAAAAGUUUUAAACAAAAGAAUGUUCUCAAAUAUCAUGAAAGGAUUCACACAAGAGAAAAGCCUUUCACAUGUACAGAGUGUGGAAAAAGUUUUACAGUAAAGAGUGAUCUGAAAAAGCAUGAAAGGAGUCACACAGGGGAAAAGCUUUUCACAUGUACAGAGUGUGGAAAAAGUGUUACAGAAAUGAGUCAUCUGAAAAUUCAUGAAAGGAUUCACAGAGGAGAAAAGCCUUUCACAUGUACAGAGUGUGGAAAAAGUUUUACACAAAAGAGUAAUCUGAAAAAGCAUGAAAGGAUUCACACAGGGGAAAAGCCUUUCACAUGUACAGAGUGUGGAAAAAGUUUUACACAAAAGAGUGAUCUGAAAAAGCAUGAAAGGAUUCACACAGGGGAAAAGCCUUUCACAUGUACAGAGUGUGGACAAAGUUUUACAGAAAUGAGUAAUCUGAAAAUUCAUGAAAGGAUUCACACAGGGGAAAAGCCUUUCACAUGUACAGAGUGUGGAAAAAGUUUUAAACAAAAGAAUGGUCUCAAAUAUCAUGAAAGGAUUCACACAGGGGAAAAGCCUUUCACAUGUACAGAGUGUGGAAAAUGUUUUACACAAAAGAAUGAGCUGAAAAUUCAUGAACGGAUUCACACAGGGGAAAAGCCUUUCACAUGUACAGAGUGUGGAAAAUGUUUUACAGAUAAGAGUAAUCUGAAAAAUCAUGAAAGGAUUCACACAGGAGAAAAGCCUUUCAGAUGUACAGAGUGUGGAAAAAAAUGUGAGAAAAGCUUUAGAUGGAAGUCUAUUCUACUAGAGCACUCCAAAAUUCACACAGGUGAGAAACCACACACAUUUACUGAGUGCGGCAAAUGUUUUACACAAAUAGAUCAUCUGAAAAGUCAUAGAAAGAUUUACACAGGAGAAAAGCCUUUCACAUGUACAGAGUGUGGAAAAAGUUUUACACAAAAGAGUAAUCUGAAACAUCAUGAAAGGAUUCACACAGGAGAAAAGCCUUUCACAUGUACAGAGUGUGGAAAAAGUUUUACACAAAAGAGUGAUCUGAAACAUCAUGAAAGGAUUCACACAGGAGAAAAGCCUUUCACAUGUACAGAGUGUGGAAAAAGUUUUACAGUAAUUAGUAGUCUAAAACAUCAUGAACGGAUUCACACAGGGGAAAAGCCUUUCACAUGUACAGAGUGUGGAAAAAGUUUUACAGUAAUUAGUAGUCUAAAACAUCAUGAACGGAUUCACACAGGGGAAAAGCCUUUCACAUGUACAGAGUGUGGAAAAAGUUGUACAAAAAAGAGUGCUCUGAAAAAGCAUGAAAGAAUUCACACAGGGGAAAAGCCUUUCACAUGUACAGAGUGUGGAAAAAGUUUUACACAAAAGAUUGAGCUGAAAACUCAUGAACGGAUUCACACAGGGGAAAAGCCUUUCACAUGUACAGAGUGUGGGAAAUGUUUUAAACAAAAGAGUAAUCUGAAAACUCAUGAAAGGAUUCACACAGGAGAAAAGCCUUUCACAUGUACAGAGUGUGGAAAAAGUUUUAGAGACAUGAGUAAUCUAAAAAAUCAUGAAAGGAUUCACACAGGAGAAAAGCCUUUCAGAUGUACAGAGUGUGGAAAAAGUUUUAAACAAAUGAAUAGUCUGAAAUAUCAUGAAAGGAUUCACAAGGGCAGAAACCUUUAACAUGUUUACAAAGUAGGGUUGCUUCCCUUUGCACAGCCGAUUCCCUAACACUUUGCAAAUGGGCGUGGUUGAGGAUGUGGUUAGGGGUUUUGCUUAGGAGAAAAAAUUCUCUUUGGGAAAGAGAAUAAUGUACUAUGCGCCAACUAGAAGAAGCUAAAUUAGUAACCAAGAUGACAAUAGAGGUUAUCUAAUGUGCAUAUGCAAAAUAAUUUGUGUAAAAAAUAAGUGAGUAAGAAAUUACAAAGUCAGGUGAUUCAAAAGAUGUGUGUGGUAUUUGUGACGCACCUUGCGUGACUAAACACGUGUAAUUAAUAAACCCUAAAAAGAACACUAAAAAUAAGUAAUGUUAUAAGAAAAUGAUUUCACAACUGUAUCUGGCCAUACAAAAGUUUAGAUACAACUCCAAAACCCCACAUUGCUUUUAAGUACAAUUUUAUCUGAAAAGAUAACCCUCAUGAUAGCACAGGCUCUUUUAAAUGAAUGCAUACCAAUAUAUAUUUCAGCUAUAAACACGUUUAUUAGAACAUUAUGUACAGCUACCAGAAUCUGUGUAGCCAAAUACUGGAAUGUGAGGGUACCUACUUGGCCUGAGAUCAUGGAGAAAAUUAGAACUAUAUACACCAUGUCAGAGCGUGCCUCAUGGAUUCAUGGCACGAAUGACAAUUUUCAUAAGAUAUAGUUCUAUUGGAAUAUGAAGGAGUCGGACAUCCAGAGAGAGUAGUGAGGAGUUUAGGCUCCCCUAGAAAUCAGACCUCAGAGGGGUUGGGAUUGGGACUAAGGUGAAUAUUGAUUUGGCUACCCCCAGUGCUGCUCGACAAAUGCUUUUUCAUAAGGUAAUUCUACUGCUACUACUUCCUACAAUAUGUAAACAUAUAUGAAUAUUGCAGGCAAGCUUAUGGUUUAGGCAUUUUUAGUAUAAGUUAAUCAGAGAGUGGGUGGAGAUAUUGAUUCAGACAGCUUGUACCUGCUUGCCUGGUGUCGUGUGUUAUAAUGCAGUAUGAUUAUAGGUCAGUGUUACUCUCAUUGACAAGGUGAAUACCUGUUGUUCAGUGUCAUUAAGGAUCAAAAUCAUUUAUUGGAGCAUUGGUGCUAAUUCACGUGUGACCAACAAAAAGACGACUGAGAAGAACCAAACCUCAGAGAUCUACUGUACAUGCUGUCUGGGGAGUUUAUACCAAGACAGAAAAAGUACUCCAAGAGGCUAACCACUAAUCUACAGGAAGCGCAAGGGAUACAUUCACCAUCAGAAACACAUCCCUGCAUACUCCAGGAGGCUAACGAAUACCGAAAUAGGCAUCUCAUCUGGAUACAAGGAGGAGAUCCAACUAUCUACAUAUACCCCCAGUGCGGCAUACUUACCUCAUUAGAUUGGGGUAAUAUCUGGUAAGGGUAUUAUAUACCAUCUAUUACUUCAUAUCAACUAUAAGUUGGAGAUUUACCACGGACAAUAUACAUUUUAAGGACUCAUAUGAACUACUUUGUUUAAUGUUUUUUCAUUCACAUUCUUGUACAUACCCGAUACCCUAGUGGAUAUAUAGGCGCUGUAUAAAUCCUUGUACCUUUACUCUUACUGUCUGGGGCCACACAUCUCAACCAGUACUUGUUCCAUAUAGCUGCCACUAUAUCCUACCCAUUACCGACUAGCGCCUACUAUAGAGUAACACUUGUAUCUACUCAGUACUCUGAGUGGACACAUUUUACUUGCUCCUUCAUAUAUAUAUAUAUAUAUAUAUAUAUAUAAAUACUGCUCCUUCAACAAAUGAUACCAAGAGAAUGACGCAAAUUUGAUAAUUGAACUGGAAAGUUGCUUAAAAAUUGUAUGUUCUACCUAAAUCAUGAAUAAAAAUGUUUGUGUUUCAGGUC
Molecule: messenger RNA, 4489 nt
Organism: Bombina bombina (fire-bellied toad)
Lineage: Eukaryota; Metazoa; Chordata; Amphibia; Anura; Bombinatoridae
Product: oocyte zinc finger protein XlCOF6-like
Exons: 4
Coding region: 158-2626 (822 amino acids)
Biological process (GO): negative regulation of transcription by RNA polymerase II
Molecular function (GO): DNA-binding transcription repressor activity, RNA polymerase II-specific
Source: RefSeq, a predicted model, not a curated record